This is a messenger RNA of Owenia fusiformis, 2607 nucleotides long. The record is from the annotation of a GenBank genome assembly. NCBI's taxonomy places the organism in Eukaryota, Metazoa, Annelida, Polychaeta, Sabellida, Oweniidae.
AUGAUCCAGAUACUCCAUAUGUUUCUGCAGGAACACAUUUAUGGGACAAUGGCCGACCCUGAUUCGCUUAUCUCUCAGGAUACAUUUUCAGAAUUACUGGCGCAACUAAAUGAUGUGACAGAAAAUGGGAAUUUUACACAGGUGAAUGAUACUACUGAAUUUGAAUUCGGCGGUAAUGAGGUGAAAACGACAUUCCAAAUGGAGAAGUACAUCAUUUCGGGAACUGGCCAGGAAGUGCUUGGUAUUCCUACAUCUCAACAACAGCAGCUUCAACAACAACAGCUGUUACAGCAGCAGAUUCAGGUGUUGCCAGACAGUGCUACAGCUGCUGCAAGCACAAGCCCCAGUCCUUACACUCAGAUGAUUGGCACCCAGGCAACUUCUAUGCCAUCCAACACAGAAUAUCCUGGUCAAUAUGGAUUCGAGGUGUGCUUCGGCAAACAGCAAAAAGAAACCAAGAGCACCACAUGGACGUAUUCCGAGUCCCUCAAGAAGUUGUUUGCCAACUUAGCUUCUCUGUGUCCCAUCAAGUUCAGAUGUUCCAAGAGCCCUCCACCUGGUAGUGUCAUCCGAGCACUUCCGAUCUAUAUGCAGCCUGAGCAUAUACAGGAGCCUGUAUCUAGGUGCCCUAAUCAUAUUACCAAGGAGGAUCCCAAUAGAGACCACAAGAGCCAUCUAAUCAGAUGUGAAAAUCCAAACACAGUGUAUUACACAGAUCAGCUAACGAACCGGGAAAGUCUCACUAUUCCAUUUGAGGAACCUCAAGCUGGGAGUGAUACUUCAGUCAGCUUGUUCCAGUUCAUGUGCUAUUCUUCCUGCGUUGGGGGACUCAACAGGAGACCCAUUCAGAUUAUAUUCACACUGGAGACACCCAUGGGUCACGUUAUAGCCAGACGUGUAUGUGAGGUGAGGAUAUGUGCAUGCCCAGGCAGGGACCGUAAAGCAGAAGAAGAUGGGGCAACUCCUGGCAACAAGAAAUCCAACAAGAAAAGCAAGAAUGUGAGAGUCAACCAAGUAGUGACUACUGUUGGACCACCUGCAAAGAAAAGAAAGCUAGAAGAUGAAGAGGUCUUCACACUCCAUGUGCGGGGACGCGAGAACUAUGAAGUUCUUCUGAAAUUGAGAGACUCCCUGGAGCUAGCAUCCAAAGUUCCCCAACCAGAGGUGGAGAAACACAACAGAGAUUACGAUGAAAUAAACAGAAGGAUGACCAUGAACAGUCAGCUGUCAAUUCCCAGUAGCAGUCAACAAGGCCUCAGUACACCCACUCCCAUUAACCAAGUGUUAGAUAGGCCUCCAUCCCUUGGUCUAGAUAAGCUUCCCUCCUUACCAGGCUUAUCAAACCUACCAAGCAUACCCAGCUUUGGGAUGAGCCAGUUUUUCGACCAGAUUGAUGGGAAACUUGAUGCUCAACCAGCAAAGAUAACUGAAGAUGUACAUAGGAUUAAGAUUGAGCCAGAAGUGACCGAGACCAAUGAGGUAUCCAGUUCACAAUCUCCUUCAACAUCAACCAAUCAGCAAAGUCCACCUAUUACCAGCACACAACCCAUUGAUACUGUAGAAAUGUGGCUGAAGAAUAUUGAGUUGCCUGCGUACAUAGAUAUGUUCAAAACUCGUGGUUACAACUUCAUGUACCAGUUAGAAGAUAUGCAGCAACAGGACUUGGAUAAGCUGAAGAUUGGUGAAGGACAUAGGAGCAAAAUAUGGCGUGCGUUAGUUGAGUACAAAAAUACUCAUGAUAUUAAGGGUUCACAGACUCAAGCCCAAGGACUCUCAAACUCAAGCAAUGCUUCCACUGUGACUAUACCUUCCCAGAGUAGUGGUUAUUGCCCAGGAUUCUAUGAAGUAACUCGAUACACAUUUAAACAUACUAUCUCAUUGAGGAAAGAUGAACAUAACUACUGUGCAAGAAUGGAAGUGACGGAGGAGGAUGAACAAGGUAAUGUUAAGCCCAAAGGAGCAAAAAUGGAUACCUAGCAACAUGAACAAGGUAAUGUUAAGCCUAAAGGAGCAAAAAUGGAUACCUAGCAACAUGAACAAGGCAAUGUAAGCCCUAAAGGAGAGAAAUGGAUGCUUAGACUAGUCCGUUGAGUAAAGGAGAUAGAUUCUGAAUUUUGAAUCUGCCAGUUAAAUCCACAUAAACACACCUGGCAUCCAUGGUGCUAAGUUUGAAAUGAAGUAGUCAAACCUAUGAAUAAAUCCAUAUACAAGUAGCUAGACCGAGAGCAAUGCAUAUGGAGGAGAUUCGUGAUCACUCUGUAUGUCGGUGGGAAGAACGAAGUAACUUCUGAAUCCCUGCAUUUGGAGAGUGAGUUCCAGGCAAAUUAUUUGAUUGAACUUAAAUCAGUCAGCAAUUAUGUAAUACAUGCCUAUCCCAUAUAGUACAAAAACUUCAGAAUUUGGGUCAUUUUCAUUUUUCAGUAAAACUUUGAUUUCACUUGAUAUUAUGGGAUAGUAAGAUCACUCACUGGAUGGGACUGUAUGUUUUUUAUUCUUUUGGAUAAUUGAAAGAGACCUAGUUGGCUGUCUUUAGGAUGUGACUUAUCAUCUAGGCCUGUAUAUGUUAAUGAAGCGUGUAUGUGUAUCUAUGAUAUACAGUAUACUUUU